AUGGAGGCGGUGGUGCGGAGCUGCCCCUUCCUGGCCCGCGUGCCCCAGGCCUUCCUGCAGAAGGCCGGGCCCUCGCUGCUGCUCUACGCCCAGCACUGCCCGCGCAUGAUGGAGGCGGCGCCGCCCGCCCGCGCCGUCGCCACCUCGGCCGCCCGCCGCCAGCAGGCCGAGGAGACCCCCGCCGCCCGCCACGAGGCCAAAGGCAGCAGAGAGGCGGCCGAGCCGGAGCCGAGCGCAUCCCCGGCGCCCGCCGGCUCCUCCAAGUGCCCCUUCCUGGCCGCCCAGAUGACCCACGGGAGCAGCAGCGUCUUCUGCAAGGCCAGCCUGGAGCUGCAGGAGGACGUGCAGGAGAUGCAGGCCGAGAGGAAGGCAUCUGUAGGUGCAGAAUUGGCCAAAACACCAACUAAUUCCACUGUGAAAAACACCCAGGCUGAGGGAGAAGAGCAGAGCGGCUUGCUUAAGAAGUUUAAGGAUAUUAUGCUAAAGCAGAGGCCAGAAAGUGUCUCUCAUCUGCUCCAGGAUAACUUGCCAAAAUCUGUGUCCACCUUCCAGUAUGAUCAGUUCUUUGAGAAGAAGAUAGAUGAAAAGAAGAAGGAUCACACCUAUCGAAUAUUCAAAACGGUGAACCGAAAGGCACAGAUCUUCCCCAUGGCAGAUGACUACUCUGAUUCCCUCAUCACCAAAAAGGAGGUGUCCGUGUGGUGCAGCAAUGACUACCUGGGGAUGAGUCGGCACCCUCGAGUGUGUGGGGCUGUCAUGGAUACACUGAAACAACACGGUGCUGGAGCAGGAGGCACAAGAAAUAUUUCAGGAACAAGUAAAUUCCAUGUUGAUUUGGAAAAAGAGCUAGCUGAUCUUCAUGGAAAAGAUGCAGCACUAUUGUUCUCAUCCUGCUUUGUAGCCAAUGACUCCACCCUCUUCACUCUAGCUAAAAUGCUGCCAGGCUGUGAGAUUUACUCCGAUUCGGGAAACCAUGCCUCCAUGAUCCAAGGGAUCCGGAACAGCAGAGUGCCAAAGCACAUAUUCCGUCAUAACGACGUCAACCACCUCCGAGAAUUACUCAAGAAAUCUGAUCCAUCUACACCUAAAAUCGUUGCUUUUGAAACUGUUCACUCAAUGGAUGGUGCCGUGUGUCCCCUGGAGGAGCUGUGCGACGUGGCCCACGAGCACGGGGCCAUCACCUUUGUCGAUGAAGUGCACGCCGUGGGGCUGUACGGAGCUCGAGGCGGCGGCAUCGGAGACCGCGACGGAAUCAUGCACAAAAUGGACAUCAUCUCGGGGACGCUGGGCAAAGCCUUUGGCUGCGUAGGAGGGUACAUCUCCAGCACCAGCUCCCUAAUAGACACCGUGCGUUCCUACGCCGCCGGCUUCAUCUUCACCACCUCCCUGCCCCCCAUGCUGCUGGCUGGGGCCCUGGAGUCCGUCCGAACCCUGAAGAGCCCCGAGGGGCAAGUCCUGAGGCGCCAGCACCAGCGCAACGUGAAGCUCCUGCGGCAGAUGCUCAUGGAUGCGGGGCUGCCCGUGGUGCACUGCCCCAGCCACAUCAUUCCCAUAAGGGUUGCAGAUGCUGCUAAAAACACAGAGAUCUGCGACAAGCUCAUGAGCCAGCACAGCAUCUACGUCCAAGCAAUCAACUACCCCACAGUUCCCCGGGGAGAGGAGCUGCUACGUAUUGCCCCUACACCUCACCACACCCCGCAGAUGAUGAGUUAUUUCCUUGAAAAACUCCUGGCAACGUGGAAGGAUGUUGGUCUGGAGCUGAAACCCCACUCUUCAGCUGAAUGCAACUUCUGUAGAAGACCUCUGCACUUCGAAGUGAUGAGUGAACGGGAAAGAUCCUACUUCAGUGGCAUGAGCAAACUGGUGUCUGUCAGUGCUUGAAAGUCACAGUGUCGAUCUUGUGUAGCUCUAGGACCCCGUCAGUAGCAUUUUUAAAUUCUUAAUAAGCAUUUUAAUCAUAGUUGAAGCACUAAGCUCUGAGAAUAAACUCCUGGAGCCCUUGCACCCACUUGUAUUCUUCAUGCUUACUUCAUUUAACCUCCAUAAGCAGCGCUUGUUGUCCAUGGUUGGAAAAGGACCU
Nothoprocta perdicaria is the source of this 2080-nucleotide messenger RNA. RefSeq names its product 5'-aminolevulinate synthase 1 (gene ALAS1). The transcript has 10 exons. Bases 1 to 1881 code for a protein of 626 amino acids. Gene Ontology annotation, biological process: hemoglobin biosynthetic process; heme biosynthetic process; erythrocyte development. Gene Ontology annotation, molecular function: pyridoxal phosphate binding; 5-aminolevulinate synthase activity. Lineage: Eukaryota; Metazoa; Chordata; Aves; Tinamiformes; Tinamidae. Gene Ontology annotation, cellular component: mitochondrion; mitochondrial matrix. The record is from RefSeq and is a predicted model, not a curated record.